Molecule: messenger RNA, 1736 nt
Organism: Cyclopterus lumpus (lumpfish)
Lineage: Eukaryota; Metazoa; Chordata; Actinopteri; Perciformes; Cyclopteridae
Gene: gfi1b
Product: growth factor independent 1B transcription repressor
Exons: 7
Coding region: 315-1298 (327 amino acids)
Cellular component (GO): nucleus
Source: RefSeq, a predicted model, not a curated record
CGGCUAAGGCCCCGUGUUUACGCAAAUUUCCACCUGCAGGUUGGCCCUCUCAUUGGUUAAAACCACAGUCAGAUUCCCCUGCGAAAUUAUCUGAUUGAAAAUCAGGGCGGGGAGAAAAAGAGAGAGCAGCAAGUAUGAUGUUUUUUUUAGGGUUCUUUUUUUUACACUGCUUUGCUUUUCAGACUUUUAGGAAAAGGAUUUUGGCGACACGCUUUUUCCUCCGCGGAGCCGCUUCGCAACCCCGAGGAAAAUAUUAUCGUUGCAAUAACUGCACUUUUCAUUUCGACGGGAACCCGCUCGGUUAACGGAUCAAAAUGCCCCGGUCAUUCCUGGUGAAAAACAAAAGGUGCUCGUCUUAUAAUGUUCACCGAUCACAUGAAGAUGAGCCCGAGGCCCCAACGUGCAACGAAGAAACAUUGGAGGCCCAGAGCACGGACUCCGAAGACAGGCUUCGGUCUUGCCCCGAGGACCACUGCUCCUUUGCAAAGGAUGAGCCAGAGCUUGAACGGCCCUUACCUGCUCACCCGGAGCCAGCCAGACCCCCCGUGGCCCCCACACAGCCAUACUACCGAAAUGCCCCCCAAGAGUCUCACAUGGCUGGAUUCGCUCCUUACUUCAAGCCGUCGUACGGCUGGGAGCCCGUGCCGUCCUCCUACAAGCUGCGCCAGAUGAGUUUCAGCCCCACGGUGCUGCAGCACACCAGCAACCUGUUCGGCUCCCACAUCAGCCGCAGCCCACAGCCUCAGCAGCCUCUGGACUGCAGCACGCACUACUCCCCCGCCUUAGAGAACUACCACUGUAUCGCCUGCGAAAAGGUGUUCUCAACGCCCCACGGCCUGGAGGUUCACGUCCGCAGGUCGCACAGCGGGACCAGACCUUUUGGCUGCAGCAUCUGCAGGAAGACCUUCGGCCACGCCGUCAGUCUGGAGCAGCACAUGAACGUCCACUCUCAGGAGAAAAGCUUUGAGUGCAAGAUGUGUGGCAAAUCCUUCAAGCGCUCCUCCACCCUCUCCACGCACCUGCUCAUCCACUCGGAUACGAGGCCUUACCCCUGCCAGUACUGCGGCAAGAGGUUCCACCAGAAGUCUGACAUGAAGAAACACACCUACAUUCACACCGGUGAAAAGCCCCACAAAUGCCAAGUGUGUGGCAAAGCGUUCAGUCAGAGCUCCAACCUGAUCACCCACAGCAGGAAGCACACGGGCUUCAAACCGUUUGGAUGUGACAUUUGCUCCAAGGGCUUCCAGCGCAAGGUGGACCUCCGGCGGCACCACGAGAGCCAGCACGGCAUGAAGUGAAGCGGAACGAUCACGUGUACGAUAAUUUUCUACAUGAACAAAAAGCCCAUAUUGAAUUCUGAAUGAAGGCGAUUUUAAAAAAACAAAGAAGAAGAAAAAAGAAAAGAAAAAAAAGGUCACCUGUCUAAUGAAGAAAUUGCGUCGUUGAUAAAAAUGUACAAAUGUAUGAGAUAAUAUAUUGGAAGUGAUCUUCCAUGUGGGUGAACGUGCCGACGUCGUUGAGGUUUUUUAAUAUACGCUUUUUGCCUUUUGUGGACAAAAAAGGACAACGAGGAUAUUAUUGUUGGUUUCCUAUCAUUUAUUUAUAUGCUUGAUGCAGCGUAUGUUAUACCGGCUGGAGUCCGCGUGUGAGCUGUUAAAGGCGUUCAGUUGAAAUAAAGAGUGAGAAGCAGGGAAAUCUUUGGUUGUUCUUCUAGAAUAAAGACGUGCAAAGUGAAA